GAUGCUGUCGGCUGUGUCGGGCCGGUCGGAUCAGCUGGACCAGUUCCCUCAGACUUGCGUGUUGAAGUGCACGACGCUUCCGGAGCUCCGUGCCCGGUGAUGUGUUUGUGUUUUCUCUGACUGAUCAACAGUCCCGGGGCUUUUCUCGCCUGGUUUAACGGAUUUGGACUGAAUCUUUGUUCCUCCUGCGGCGCUGUGUCCUCGGAUGUUGUAAGGGCAGGACGAUAACCGAGUAGAGCAUCUAUGAUACAAGUUUCCUGCUUCGGGUCCUACAACGUUACUCCUCUAGGAAUGAAGACGGAGCAGCGGAUGUGUGCCGCGUGCUCGGAGCCUAUCACCGACAAGUACUUGCUGCAAGUGAGCGGUCGGUCCUGGCAUGCCCACUGCUUACGCUGCUGCGUCUGCCAACUCGCCCUUGACAGACAACCCUCCUGCUUCAUUAAAGACGACUCCAUCUACUGCAAGGCCGAUUAUGCCAAAAGUUUCGGCGCCAAGUGCUCCAAGUGCUGUCGCAGCAUCUCGGCGAACGACUGGGUGAGGAAGGCGCGCGACCACGUCUACCACCUGGCGUGCUUCGCGUGCGACGCGUGCAAGAGGCAGCUGAGCACCGGUGAGGAGUUCGCGCUGCACGACGAGCGAGUCCUCUGCAAGGCGCACUACCUCGAGACCAUCGACGGCACCACCACCUCCUCGGACGAAGGAGGAGAUUCGGAGAGUUACCACAGCAAGAGCAAGGCCAAGCGGGUGCGAACGACGUUCACCGAGGAACAGCUGCAAGUUCUCCAGGCCAACUUCCAGCUGGACUCCAACCCGGACGGACAGGACCUGGAGCGAAUAGCGCAGAUCACGGGGCUCAGCAAGCGAGUGACCCAGGUGUGGUUCCAGAACUCCAGAGCGAGGCAGAAAAAACAUCUGAACACCGGCAAAAUGAAGUCUUCCCACUGUCAUGGAGGGUCGAUGGCGGGCAGAGAUCUGGAGUCAGGGCAGUUCGGUCGUCACAUCAACCUCCACCUCACCUACUCUCUACAGCAGCAGUCCAAGGUCUCCCACAUCUACUCGUCUCAUCACCCAAUAUCCGAACCGUCUUCGCUAGACGAGCUAUCCCAAGACUCCAUGCUGAUGUGUACGCUGAGGGGCGAAGGUGUAUGAGAAGACGCAAGGGCGGGGGAGACUGACUCUGACAUUCCUCCGUCCUUCAAGCAUUCUCCAUCGUAACUGCGUUCCCGGAAUUUACAGUGUGUUCAAUAUUUUCCGAGAGACUCGAUGCUGUCGUAAUUUGUUCCUUCCUCAAUAGUGCUCCAAACCAUCUAAAAGUUUUUUUCUCUUGUGUGAAAACUUAUAGCUUUACAAUAAUUGAAAAAGGUAAUAAUAAGUUCCUUCUCAUAAAUAAAAAAGUUAAUAACUAAAGUAUAUAAAACGUUGUUCUUUAAAUCUUACCACCAAUCACGGUAUGGCUAAUUUAGAAGUAAGGAAUAUGUCAUUAUUGCGUAUGGUUUCUUUUUGUUAAUGUUUUAUUUUGUUAAUAUUUGAGCAAAAAUGCAAAGUCUGAAUCCAAAUUGCUUUCUGGUAAUUGUUGUUCAAAUGUAAUUUUGACUUUGAUAACCUAUUGAUUUGUAGUAUAUUACUUCCUGACCAGCAAAGUCAUAAUUUAUAAAUUCUUGUAAAUGAAUAGUUUCUCAGUUAAAUUGUUGAUGUCUGGCCACAGUCAAGUAACAAAUCCUUCCUACUAAAAUUAGUGUAUAGGACAAAAUUUACAUUAUAUCCAAGAGGAUGGAUGUCCAUUUCAAGGCACUGAAUUAAAAUAACAAAAUUUGUAUUCAUUUACAAACAGUCAAAUAAUUUAGACUUCAAGCUACAGUUAAAAAAAUUUCAGUGGGCUCCUUAAUUAAACUGUAUAGUUAAGAUAAAUUUUCUUACAUUUGUUGAUUUUAAAUUUCUUUUUCCACUGCAUGUCCAUCAAUUAACAAUAAGCUUAUAAUGAGAUUUGGGUACGGUUAAGAUUAAGAUAAGAUUUUAAAUGAAGAACGGAAAGUAUCUUCAUAUUUUAGAUCUGAACAUUACAAAAUGUCAGGAAAGAAAAUGGAAAAUAGGGAAUUAAUUCAAAGCUUUAUUAAUCUGUGAUUUCAAAACUAUAAUGAAUAUUGUAUACAAUAUACAAAAUUCUUCUUAAUAACAGUCAUUUAAAUAUAAAUAAUUGGAAAUUUCUGUAAAAUCUGCGUUUAUAUCUUGUUUACCUAUAAUCCUGAGCAAUGUAACUGUAUAAAACAAUAUCUGCUAAAAUUUCUUAGUUAUAUUUAGAUGUAUUAAUUUAUUUACGAAAGACGCCUGUAAAUAGUGUGAAUAUGUAAAAUACGUAAACACUGUAUGUAUGUAAACCUGUGCAAUGUAGAAUAAUUAAUUAUUGAUUAUUAAAUAAUACAAGUUGAAAAUUA
Messenger RNA from Homalodisca vitripennis (glassy-winged sharpshooter), 2432 nucleotides. RefSeq names its product LIM/homeobox protein Awh (gene Awh). Gene Ontology annotation, cellular component: nucleus. Bases 244 to 1149 code for a protein of 301 amino acids. Gene Ontology annotation, biological process: neuron differentiation; regulation of transcription by RNA polymerase II. Gene Ontology annotation, molecular function: RNA polymerase II transcription regulatory region sequence-specific DNA binding; DNA-binding transcription factor activity, RNA polymerase II-specific. The transcript has 6 exons. Lineage: Eukaryota; Metazoa; Arthropoda; Insecta; Hemiptera; Cicadellidae. The record is from RefSeq and is a predicted model, not a curated record.